Messenger RNA from Nematostella vectensis (starlet sea anemone), 923 nucleotides. RefSeq lists its product as uncharacterized. The transcript has a single exon. Bases 51 to 827 code for a protein of 258 amino acids. The record is from RefSeq and is a predicted model, not a curated record. NCBI's taxonomy places the organism in Eukaryota, Metazoa, Cnidaria, Anthozoa, Actiniaria, Edwardsiidae.
GUGGGUGAAAGUCAAGAAUAGAAGAUCGUGUGCUUUGAACGGUUAAACAAAUGAAAACAGAGGUUUUGAGAGCAGGGCAGCGUGGUUAUUAUGCUCGAUCUUCAAAACAAGUAACUUACAGUAAGCUGUUGAAUUCAUUCUCUCAUUCAAGUAAGAUGAGAAUCUGUGCUUUCGAACGCUGCUCUAAUUCUACAUAUAAACUCGAGAAAUGGAGGAACUCAGAAUGCAGCAUUCACAAAUCAAAGCAGCGAAGUUGUGAAUGCAAUCCACCAUUCGUGUUAUUUUCCUUCCCCUCGGAAAAGAUUGAUGGUAACAACCGACGCGAGUGGAUUAAAAUAGUCAACAGAAAAGAUUCUAAAACGGGAAAGAUCUGGCAACCAACCACAGAUUCAAGAAUUUGUUCAAGACACUUUAUUGGCGGAAAACCAAACCAGGCUUAUUGUGUACCCAAUACUAAUCUUGCAGUAGAAAUUCCUGGGGGUCAUGGUGCUAAUAGAGAAGCUGAAGUUAAAGAAGAAAAGAAAAGGAGGGCACCUCCAAGGGAGCGGUGUGAUAUAAAAGUACCAAGAAAGACACCAUCUACAUGUACUGACUCACAAACUGAGCAAACGCAAUCAUCUGUGCUUAAUACAGAUCAUUGUUAUGCAUCAACAUCAAAUCCUGCACAAUGUGAAUGUGGCUUAAAAGAGAGCUGGACAAAGCACACUCUGAAAUUGCAAACCCAAAACAACAAACAGCUAGCAGAGACCAGCCUAGCAUUUCUAGGUUUAUUGAGACUGAUAAGAAGGUGGAAACAUACACUGGUAUACCCAACAGGAUGGCAUUGAAUGAUUUGCAUAAUCAUUUACACAUGAAGGCCAAGAAAAUACGAUAUUGGGCAGGAACAAAAAAAGUGAUUGUUACAAAGGUCAAGAAAUUUGUUC